This is a messenger RNA of Triticum urartu, 2106 nucleotides long. Lineage: Eukaryota; Viridiplantae; Streptophyta; Magnoliopsida; Poales; Poaceae. The record is from RefSeq and is a predicted model, not a curated record.
UGUCCACCACCACCACAUGGAUGUGCAGUCUGGCAUAAUUAGUGCGCUCAAAUUUUAAACAUCGUCGACAUCUAUAUCAUUUAGCAUUGAACAAAAUGAAAAUUACCCUACAACCAAGCUUUUUGCAUGUUCUACCGGAACAACAAUAAUCUGAGCAAGACGUAAUCCAAACUUGACAUUGCGCACAGUUUUUGUUUAUCAUGAUUCUCAACACACAAAGAACCCUUUUCGAGAAAAAAUACACAAAGAACAACCAAUUCUUUAUAUGCUUAUUUAUUAUUUCAAACUUCACCUAAGUAAAGAUGCCGAUGUCCGAGAAUCAGUUAGUACGACUAAAAGGUGACAGGAUUGUACAAAAUCAGUGAAAAAAAGAGACACACAAUAAAAGCUUGUCUGUGUAGUGGUUAGAUAUCAAAUGGUCAUGCUACUCACACGGUGGGUGGCUGAAAGCCUCAAACUGAAAAAAUGGGGAUAACACGCUGAACCACUAACAUGAAUCUUGAGCAGUGGAUCUUGUUUCCGUGGCCUAAACAUGCCAGCACCGACCGUCGAGGAUCUAACUUGUGAUACCCAUCAGUGCCCACCAAGGAAAAUACCAUAUUAAAAGGCAUGUUACAGCUAAAUGCUAGGUUAGCGAUCCAUUAAAUAAUUGCAUGGGCGUGCAAUUAUGCCAAGACCCACCGUCAGACUAAACCGCAUCUUUUUCAUUGGUUCUUGCUGCCAAUGGCUGGAACAUGAUAAUGUGGUGACUCAUCUCAUGGACAGUAGGCACAGAAAACAAUGUACUAAACAUGAGAAGACUUUAGUGCUGCGAUCUCAAGGCAUAGCAGACAGCAUGUGGGAGUUGCAAUGACAUGAUUCUUCAUGUCUACCAAUCAGAUGCUACGACACAGCUGUACACAUCUUCUGUAUAAAUAGGCGGCAGCGGAACGGUAGAUACAUCAAACAAGAAGCUCUUUUUUUCUGCUUCUCCUCCUCCUCCCAUCAACCACAAGACAGCGAAAAGCUUCAAGCUCAGAUAUGGGUUUCCACCAGAGAUCGAUUAGUUUGCCUUCUAGGCCUCACGUCAGUGAGACCGAAGUCGAGCAAGAGCUCCACUGCCUAGAAGCAAGCAUCUCUUCCUCCAAUUCCAUCAGCACGAUGUGCGAUGGUCUCAGGAGUCUUGCAAGCAUCUACGAUGGUCUUGAAGAGAUUAUUUUCCUACCAAGCAACCAAGCUUGCUCCUCCCAGCAGAGGAACAUGUUGGAUGGAGAGAUGGAAUGCUCCAUUGAGCUGUUAGAUCUCUGUAGCACCAUGCAGGAGACCUUCGCCGAGAUGAUGCUCAUCAUCCAAGAGCUCCAACUUGCUCUAAGAAAAGGAGAUGAUGCAGCUGCUCAAGCCAAGAUCCAGUCUUUUAUUCGCUUGGUGAAGAAGGCUAGGAAACAUUUCAAGAAGUCUGCCAAGAAGCCUGCAUUUGACAAGAUGGUCAUGCUAUUGACCAAGGCAAGAGAGAUUUGCAUCUCUCUGUUGGAGUCCACACUCCAUCUCUUGUUGAAGCAAAUUGAAAUGCCAAAGCAGUCUCUUGUCUGCAAGGCAUUUUACAAGAAGAAGGCAAUUGUCUGCAAGGAGGAACAGUUGCAGGAGUUAGAGUGCAGUAUCGAAGAUCUUCAGAAUGGAGCAGGAGAUCUGUUCAGGAAAUUAGUCCAGAACAGAGUUUCUCUUCUAAACCUUCUUAGCUCAUAGAUACUCCACAUCACUCUACUCCCCUUGAUUGGCAUCCGCCUUUUUGAGGAUGAGCCGAUCUUGAUACAGUUUUGCCAUAUUUAUACAGUACAAAUGUACAGAAAUUAUAGAAACAAAGACCAAAGUUUUGAUCCAUCUCAGAUUUUGUGAUAAUUGAUAAAAUCUCUUGGGGCUUUCUGAUGAAUAUAUGCAUGACAAGAGGAGAUGUGUAUGAUGUGAAUCCAUCAUGUAUUUCCUAGGUUUGUGUCACUGGUUUCAUUUCUGUGGUAAAUGGUAAGAUCAAGAUGAUUUUAGACCUACAUGCAAGUUUUUUUACAAGUUAGCAUUACCUUAAGAUUCGAUUUUUUUAGCUGCACAAGAUUCUUGAUUAGCACACAAUCUUUA